Penicillium longicatenatum is the source of this 951-nucleotide messenger RNA. RefSeq names its product Dyp-type peroxidase. The coding region runs from base 1 to 951 and encodes 316 amino acids. The record is from RefSeq and is a predicted model, not a curated record. The transcript has a single exon. NCBI's taxonomy places the organism in Eukaryota, Fungi, Ascomycota, Eurotiomycetes, Eurotiales, Aspergillaceae. Gene Ontology annotation, molecular function: peroxidase activity; heme binding. Gene Ontology annotation, cellular component: cytosol.
AUGAGCAGCCAAAGAGGCGCCGUUGAGCCCCAGCGCGUCGACGCACCACUAACCUCGUCAGCAACCUUCCUUGUCGUAACAGCAACCAACAAACCCGACUCAAUCAAGACAAUCCGCUCAACUCUCGCUGGCCUAGACAGUCUCGCCAAAAAUGUCGCCAUCCGCGAUUUGAAUGCCCAAUUUGCCUGUACAGUAGGCAUUGGCAGCGCAAUCUGGGAUACCCUCACCGGCCUCCCCCGACCAAGUGAACUCCACCCCUUCCGCGAGGUCAAGGGAUCUAAACAUACAGCCAUAUCCACACCAGGAGACCUACUCUUCCACAUCCGCGCUGAGCGCCGAGAUCUCAGCUUCGAGUUUGAGCGCCAGCUGAUGGACCAACUAGGCGAUGCAGUGACAGUUGUCGACGAAACAGUCGGAUUCCGUUACUUCGAUGUACGGGAUCUACUUGGUUUCGUAGACGGAACUGCUAACCCCGUUGGUCCGGCUGUUCCACCAACUGUGCUCGUUGCCGAGGAGGAUUCCUCGUCGCAGGGUGGAAGUUAUAUUGUUGUGCAGAAGUAUACGCAUGAUCUUGAAUCAUGGAAGAAACUGCCGGUGGAGAUGCAGGAGAAGAUUAUUGGACGGACUAAAUUGGAAAAUAUGGAGUUGGAUGAUGCGGAGGAGGGGCAACGGUCUCAUAAGACACUAAACACCAUUGAGGAUGAAGCUGGGAAUGAGCAUGACAUUCUGAGGGAUAACAUGCCGUUUGGAUCGCCUGGUAAAGGGGAGUUUGGAACUUAUUUUAUCGGGUACACGCGGAGACUGUGGGUUAUUGAGAAGAUGUUGGAACGGAUGUUCGUUGGGGAUCCGCCUGGCUUGCAUGAUCGGAUUUUGGAUUUCUCGACUCCCUUGACGGGCACGACGUUUUUUGCGCCGUCGGCGAGUUUGUUGGCGAGUCUGGAUUCGGAUUGA